AUGGUCACCCGGGAUCGAGCUGAGAAUAGGGACGCCCCCAAGAUGUUGAAGCCGUUGGUGGAGAAGCGGCGCCGGGACCGCAUCAACCGCAGCCUGGAAGAGCUGCGGCUGCUGCUGCUGGAGCGGACCCGGGACCAGAACCUCCGGAACCCGAAGCUGGAGAAAGCCGAGAUUCUGGAAUUCGCCGUGGGCUACUUGCGGGAGCGCAGCCGCGUGGAGCCCCCGGGUACAGCGCGGGCAGGGCUUCCCCGGUCCCCGGCGCAGGACGCCGAGGCGCUCGCCAGCUGCUACUUGUCGGGUUUCCGCGAGUGUCUGCUUCGCCUGGCGGCCUUCGCGCACGACGCCAGCCCGGCCGCCCGCGCCCAGCUCUUCUCCGCGCUGCACGGCUACCUGCGCCCCAAACCGCCCAGGCCCGAGCCGGUGGAGCCCAGGCCUCCGGCGCCGCGCCCCCCGCUGGACCCCGCCGCACCACCCCUCCUCGGCCCCGCGCUGCACCAGCGCCCGCCGCGGCCCCAGGGCCCCCCGAGCCCGCGCUGCGCCUGGUCCCCCUCUCGCUGCUCCCCUCGCGCCGGGGAUUCGGCGCCCCUCACCGGACUGCUGCCGCCACCGCCACCGCCACCUCCUUACAGACCAGACGGGGCGCCCAAGGCCCCGCCGAUCCCACCCCCCGCUUUCUGGAGACCUUGGCCCUGA
Molecule: messenger RNA, 693 nt
Organism: Jaculus jaculus (lesser Egyptian jerboa)
Lineage: Eukaryota; Metazoa; Chordata; Mammalia; Rodentia; Dipodidae
Gene: Hes7
Product: hes family bHLH transcription factor 7
Exons: 4
Coding region: 1-693 (230 amino acids)
Biological process (GO): regulation of neurogenesis; anterior/posterior pattern specification; regulation of transcription by RNA polymerase II
Cellular component (GO): nucleus
Molecular function (GO): DNA-binding transcription factor activity, RNA polymerase II-specific; RNA polymerase II cis-regulatory region sequence-specific DNA binding; protein dimerization activity
Source: RefSeq, a predicted model, not a curated record